This is a messenger RNA of Aphanomyces astaci, 222 nucleotides long. RefSeq lists its product as hypothetical. The coding region runs from base 1 to 222 and encodes 73 amino acids. The transcript has a single exon. The record is from RefSeq and is a predicted model, not a curated record. NCBI's taxonomy places the organism in Eukaryota, Oomycota, Saprolegniomycetes, Saprolegniales, Verrucalvaceae.
AUGAAGGCAUUCGAGGACUUGACUCCAAGCAGCAUCAAGGGCUGCAUACACAAGGCCGACAGGCAACUCAACAAGCUUGCGGCGUACAUCAAGGAGCAACCCGAAGGCGAUGCAAGUGAUAGCGACAGCGACCGCAGCGAUGGUACCAAAGGCGGCAGCAGCGACGGCAGCGACAGCAGCAGCAGCAGUAACGACUCAAGUAGUUCAGAAACAGUGAUGUAA